UGUGUGCGAGCUUUACCGAGGGAAGAUGGUGGAAUCUGGAGCAGCAACGUGCACGAUACUCCUUCCCAAACAUUUCCAAAAACAUUUACCGUCACAACCUGGCAUUAGAUAUCGGUUACCUGGGGACAAUCAUAGAUAAUAGCUACUAAAAACUCGAAUCGUAAGCGUUUUAUUUUGAGGCGAGUUAACGUUAACGUUACACCUUACGUUUGUGGUGCUUAAAACGUGAGGCCAAGCUCCACAGACCUGUGUUUUGAUGCUCUGGGAAGGAUAUCUCGGCAAAUAUUGUUGAGGGAAAGAAUUCUGACUACAGAUUGUUGUUCUAUAAAAUUUGUAUCAUUUGAGCUUUGUUGUUUUGCUGGAGUUGAAAGUGUGUAGACUGUCAUCAUGCCACGGAGCAAAAAAGGGAAACGCGGCGGCACUGGUUCAAGUAAAGGUUCACUUCGACAGGAAGUGCUUCAGCUGCAGUUGUCAAAGACUGCCCUGUCACGUUCAGGGAAAAAUGGGGUGAGAGGCGAGUCUGGUGUGAGUGAUGAUGAUUUAGCAUCUGAUGUGCUCAGUCACUACAGCAGUGCGAGUGAAACCGCAUCAGUCCCGGAGGAGGGCACAGGUGAGGUGGUGGAUGAACAAACUGCUCAGGAGGAAACUGAAGACAAACUCAAGCAAUGCAUUGACAAUCUCAUGGACAAAAGUGCUAAGAACCGUAUGGCUGCAUUAGAAAGUCUGCGCUUGGCGUUUUCUUCCAGGGUCCUGUAUGACUUCUUAUUGGAGAGACGUUUCACCAUUAGCGACUGUCUGGAUAGGAGUUUAAGGAAAGGUGGAGGAGACGAGCAGGCCGCUGCUGCUACAGUCUUUGCACUUCUAUGCGUGCAACUCGGGGGAGGAGUUGAAGGUGAGGAGGGCUUUAAGGUUCUCCGCCCCAUCCUCAGCUCCAUCCUGAUAGACGGCUCUGCAAGCCUGUUAGCCCGACAGAGUUGUGCUCGAGCUCUCGGUAUGUGCUGCUAUGUGUCGGCCUCAGAUGAUGCAGAGGACCUUUUAAAAUCUAUUGGACAUUUGGAGAGCGUGUUUGCGGGUGCAUAUCCUCUGGGUGAUGGCUCGCUGCCUUCGGUUAAAGCUGGAACCCCUGCUCUCCACAGCGCCGCCCUGCAGUCCUGGACACUGCUCGCUACCCUCUGCCCUGCAUCACGCAUCAACAGUAUUCUUAACCAUCACCUGCCACGCCUACAUGAAUGUUUAGAGAGCAGCGACGUGAACUUCAGGAUUGCUGUAGGGGAGACCAUCGCUCUACUCUAUGAACUUGGACGUGACAUCGAUCAGGAGUUUGAGUAUGAGGACUGUGACGCGUUGUGUGACAGUCUGAAGAGUCUAGCGACUGAUGGAAAUAAGCAUCGUGCUAAGAAUGACCGGAGGAAACAGCGGUCCAUUUUCAGAGAGGUGCUAAACUACAUUGAGAAUGAUGAUUUCACGGAGGAAAAGAUUCAGUUUGGAAUUGAGGCAAUCUACAUCGAUGGCUGGAUGCGUCACAGGAUUUAUGAUGCCUUUAAGGAGGUGCUUGAGUCUGGAGUCAGACACCACCUACAGUUCAAUCCACUGCUGAGGGAUAUUUUUGGGCUUGGACCACCUCUCAUCCUGGAUGCUGCUGUCAAAUCUAGCAAGAUAUCCCGCACAGAGAGGCAUCUCUUUAAUUCAGCUGCAUUCAAAGCUCGGACUAAACUAAGGAACAAAGUAAGGGACAAACGUGCUGAUGUGAUGUGAGGAUUGCAUGAAUAUGAAGCAGCAGAGAGAGGAACACUACAUCCUCCAAACCCUUUCGGUUCACUUGAAGUUACAGAUGAACUGCCAAGCGAGAGACUCGACAACAAGAAUAUUUGGCUGACUGAGUGUGGGUGUGUAAGACUGGGCGUGUGCACGUGUGUAUGUGGUUUGUUUUAUUUUUAUUUAACAUCACAAUGUGUGAAAUCUAGGAAUUCUAAAUUUAAAGAAACAUGAAACAAUGAGUCUUUAUAACAACCUAUUGUAAGGCUGUUUUCAGCUUUUGUUAAAACCUGUUUUACCUCUUCGAUUAUGAAGUGUUUUGUGAAAAGAAAAAUACAGAUUUUUUAUCAUGAAAACAUAACUUUUUACAACUCUGCAGUGAAAUAUAGAGGAGUUCUUUAGUUUUCUAUAUGGAUUUUAUAAAUGAAACAAGAUGAUGCACCUAUGAUCUCAAGCAAACCAAUGCAAACACAUCAUGACUGUAGAGUGCCAGAGUUUUGUAAACAGUUCCGUUCAACUUCUCUCAUUGCCACUAAAUCUAACCAUCAUUUGCAUUGUUACACUGCUGCUAAAAUUGUGUGGUUGUAUUGGCUACCGUUCUGAACCAACUUGGAUCAUGUUUUGUACAUUUUUAAAAUCUUUCUAAAUAUCAUAGUCACAUUAUCAUGGAAAGUAUUGAAUGCAACAGGAUGUUUGCGAGAUAAACCAUAUAUAAAUGGUGUAAUUAAUUGUACUCGACUCGGAUUUGAAAGCUUUAUUAACAAAAGCAAAUGUCUUUGUUUGUAACAUUGUGGCUGAAUAAAACAAGUUACAA
Messenger RNA from Triplophysa dalaica, 2569 nucleotides. It is a transcript of the gene ifrd2, whose product is annotated as interferon-related developmental regulator 2. The transcript is spliced from 13 exons. NCBI's taxonomy places the organism in Eukaryota, Metazoa, Chordata, Actinopteri, Cypriniformes, Nemacheilidae. The coding region runs from base 388 to 1755 and encodes 455 amino acids. The record is from RefSeq and is a predicted model, not a curated record.